This is a messenger RNA of Dermochelys coriacea (leatherback sea turtle), 7225 nucleotides long. It is a transcript of the gene PAX7, whose product is annotated as paired box 7. Lineage: Eukaryota; Metazoa; Chordata; Testudines; Dermochelyidae. The transcript is spliced from 9 exons. Gene Ontology annotation, biological process: anatomical structure development; regulation of transcription by RNA polymerase II. The record is from RefSeq and is a predicted model, not a curated record. Bases 475 to 1983 code for a protein of 502 amino acids. Gene Ontology annotation, molecular function: DNA-binding transcription factor activity, RNA polymerase II-specific; RNA polymerase II cis-regulatory region sequence-specific DNA binding.
ACCCUCAUCCCCUGAAAACAGCCAUCCCCUAAGCGAUCACCAACUGCCACACACACACACACACCAUCACAACAACAAAAUAAAACAGAAGGGGGGGGGAAGCAGUCCCCCCAGAAGCCCAGCCCAGCACUGAGACCACUUGGGAUGUGUCUGCUUCCCCCUCUAGUCGGUGUGUUACAUUCCAGAAGAACGAAAGCUCAGGCCAGCUGAGCCACACCACUAAAACUUUAAGAAGAAUUUCUGGGCGGGGGGUGAUUCCCCCCCCUCCCCCUUUUCUCUGUCGGAGCAAAAGAUUUCUCCGUUGUUUUUGCAGCCCGGGGCUGGGAAGGAGAGUCCUGCGCCCUAACGGAGGAAGAAGACACACGCGUCUACUGCAGCUCGCGGGACUUCGCUUCGCUCAGCCCAGAAAAGGGGGUGGCCCGGCUUUGAUUUGUGUGUCUGUUUGAAACCCAACCGCCCCAGAGUGACUCCGGAAUGGCAACUUUACCCGGGACAGUUCCCAGAAUGAUGCGCCCCGCGCCGGGACAGAACUACCCGCGCACUGGGUUUCCUUUGGAAGUGUCGACUCCUCUGGGCCAGGGCCGAGUGAACCAGCUCGGCGGGGUGUUCAUUAAUGGCAGGCCCUUGCCAAACCAUAUCCGCCACAAGAUAGUGGAGAUGGCCCACCACGGCAUCAGACCCUGCGUGAUCUCCAGGCAGCUGCGAGUCUCCCAUGGCUGCGUCUCCAAAAUCCUUUGCAGGUAUCAGGAGACCGGCUCCAUCCGUCCCGGAGCGAUCGGAGGGAGCAAACCCAGGCAGGUUGCCACUCCCGACGUGGAAAAGAAAAUCGAGGAGUACAAGAGAGAGAAUCCAGGGAUGUUUAGCUGGGAAAUCCGAGAUAGACUCCUGAAAGAUGGGCACUGUGACAGGAGCACUGUUCCCUCAGUGAGUUCGAUUAGCCGAGUGCUAAGAAUCAAGUUCGGGAAGAAAGAGGAAGAGGAGGAUUGCGACAAGAAGGAGGAAGAUGGGGAGAAAAAAGCCAAGCACAGCAUAGACGGCAUUUUGGGCGACAAAGGUAACAGGCUGGAUGAAGGCUCAGAUGUUGAGUCUGAACCGGACCUACCCUUGAAACGAAAGCAGCGCCGUAGCCGGACCACCUUCACAGCCGAGCAGCUGGAGGAGCUGGAGAAGGCCUUUGAGAGAACCCACUAUCCAGAUAUCUACACACGAGAGGAACUAGCCCAGAGGACCAAACUCACAGAGGCCCGAGUACAGGUGUGGUUCAGUAACCGAAGAGCCAGGUGGCGCAAGCAAGCAGGAGCCAAUCAGCUGGCAGCUUUUAAUCACCUGUUGCCAGGGGGCUUUCCGCCAACUGGAAUGCCGACUCUACCACCCUAUCAGCUGCCAGAUUCCACCUACCCAACCACCACUAUUUCCCAAGAUGGGAGCAGCACCGUGCACAGACCCCAGCCCCUGCCACCAUCCACCAUGCACCAGGGAGGGCUGGCAGCUGCUGCCGCCGCUGAUACCAGUUCUGCCUACGGGGCCCGACACAGCUUCUCCAGCUACUCGGACAGUUUCAUGAACCCUGCAGCUCCCGCCAAUCACAUGAACCCUGUCAGCAAUGGCCUCUCUCCACAGGUGAUGAGCAUCCUAAGCAACCCGAGCGGCGUUCCACCACAGCCCCAGGCCGAUUUCUCCAUCUCUCCCCUCCACGGUGGUUUGGACACCACCAACUCCAUCUCUGCCAGCUGCAGCCAGCGGAGCGACUCCAUCAAGUCUGUUGACAGCCUCCCCACCUCGCAGUCCUACUGCCCUCCCACCUACAGCACCACUGGUUAUAGCGUGGACCCCGUGGCCAGCUACCAGUACGGACAGUAUGGACAAACUGCUGUCGACUAUUUGGCCAAGAAUGUGAGCCUGUCUACACAGCGCAGGAUGAAGCUGGGAGAACAUUCAGCUGUGCUGGGCCUCCUACCGGUAGAGACAGGCCAGGCUUACUGAAGAGUCCAUCUGUGCCAACAACCCACUCCAGCAACCUGGUACCACCGGAGAAAACACCACCAGCAGCUUUCCAGGGUUCCACCUCUGCCCGGACCCCGCUCCUUUCCAAAUCCCCACCACUCUGCACGAAUGCAAGCUGUGAAGGAGAUGGAAAAGAGGGGGGAGGGCUCUCCAUGUAUCCAGUUCCUUACCAAGCACUCUUCUAAGAUGCUAACCCGCCUCUUUAACCGUGACUCCUUCUGUGGCCAGAGACAAUGGGUUGGAUACAUUUAUUAACCCUAAUGUUCAUGCCCUCCCUCCAGCCCACCUGGUCAGCUUGGCAUACUGCCCACACUUAAUGACUUUCCAUUGAUCUCGGUAGUUGGCACAGUCAAUGCUGAAUUUCUUUUUCCAUUGUGAAAUAUAUAUUUUUAUUUUCCUCCCUCUUUUUUAUUGUAGUAACUUGGUGGACAUUGUAUAGAAGGAGUAACCAAGCUGAUCACUAAGGGUGAUGUCAUUCGGGACCAAAAGACCUUUGGACCAAAUAUAAGAAGGUGUUUAAAAAACAAAUGAAAGUUACAGCAAGCCUGCCCACCUCCCACGCUGCUGAUAGGAUCCCGUAGCAAGGAAAAAGUAGGCAGGGAUGUUGCUCCACAUGGGAGGGAUUCAAUAGAUGCUAUAAAUGUUCCAAUGCUCCUGGGACCUUUGGAAAGCAUAAAUGUAAAUUGUUGAGCGGGGUUAUGAGAAUUUGGGGGCAGGUAUGAGCCACGCUCACUUUUCCUCUUAGGGACCAACUAGAUCCUGACAGGAUGGUGUGGGGCUGGCUGAAAACCACUUGCAUCCAAUAGCAGCAGGAGAUUCAGUAGGAAAUGUUGGCACAUGUGCUUGAGGAGGGCUGGCGUGGACAGUGUUUGGGCCAGGUGGUGUCUGACUGGGCAGAGUGAGAACUGAACAAGGACCUUCUUUCUUUCGCUCAGCGAGUUUGAUCCUGGCAGUGUGGGAGAGUGACUGUGUAUGUCGGCAAGGGAGGUGCACUGCCUAAUGGUGCUGUAGCUGAGCCUGGGUCUGGCCUAGCUGGAGACACUUCAGCUUUCAGAACUGGGUCCUUCUGCUGCUAGAACAUGAUUGAAAUGAAAUGAGACUCUUUCUGAAGGAGCCUGUCAGGGAUGUCUCCCGUCAAGCGAAGGCCUGAGGGACAAGUUAGUCGCUGGGAUGGAGGAGGUGCAUUAGCUAAGGCACAGUGCCACACAAAACUGGAAUGUGCAUCAUGAACUGGGGAGACAGAGGGCUGUAGGAAUGGUCUGACCACGACAGUCUGUCUCCAACUGGCCAGAGAGAGAGGGAGGCAUAAACCCACAUAAUGCCCCUGUUUGUGCUGUACUGGACAGUAGAGGAAAGACUCUUGUGCCCUUAUGCACACAACUCUUUAUUUCCCAAUCUACCAGGAUAAGUAUUUGUCUCUUACCUUAAGUAACUCGUCCUUUUCACCAUCCUCUGGUCCUUUUCUGGACAGGUUGGUCUCUUGGUCUCUUCUCUUCAUAUUUCUGUGUUGUUUAUUUUGGAGGUGCUUUCUCUCUAGGCCUCAGAUUUUGUUGUUGUUCAGAUUUGCCUCCCUCUUUUCUGUAGCAUACAGCACUCUUUCCUCUGUACCAACCCAUGAUCCUGCUCAGCUCAAUGUUCAGAUAAACCCAGCUGGGAAUAACAAGUUAUAUAUGAGUCACGAACCAUGUGGAGUUUGUACAAUUUAUUUAUAUGGUGUGGUAACAAUCUUCACUCCCCCCGAUAAAAUGCUGUAGCAGAUCCCUAAACAUUUAGACUUUCUUCACUCUCUGAUUGCAUUUAAAUGACUCACCUCCAAGAACACACUUCUGUUUACUCAUCACCCUGAAGAGGAUGGGGAAAGCUGCCAUUGAAACAACCCAUCCUGCUCCUUUCCUUUAAAUGAACUUGUGCCAGCCAGUGAUUAAUUUGUGAGGUCCAACGUUCAGUGGAUUGGCAGCAGAUGCUGCAUGCUGGGUCAGUCAGAUACAACUUUCUGGUGUCUAUAUUGGACGUAUCUUCAGUGGAGUUGAGAGAUGUGGGGGGACCUAGUUGCUACCUCCCAGUGACAGAGGAUUAAAGGGCGAGUGAGGGGGGCGGAUUUCUUCCCUGCAUCCUUCAGCUUCUUCUUUUUGCAUUUCCCUCAAACCAUCAGUCCUGUCUUUACACCUGAAGCAGCAUCUUCUGGGCUAUUUCAGGCUUUCUGGUGCCUUGCCUUUGGCUGCAUUUUAUAGUUAACCACAAAGUUGCCAACUCCCGUGGACAUGGCAACCCACAUGGGCAAAUUGCCAGUUCUUAGCCAAAGCAGAUUUUUGCUUCAUGGGUUGCUCUGUAUUGCAUCAGACACCGUCCAUGGCUUUCGUCCAGCCCACUGCUUCACUGGGAUUUGUUGUUCCGAACUCCUGGAAGCAUUUUAACACACAAGAUUCAUCUCUCUUAUUUAUACACAAACACUGCUGUCCAGUUGCUGGGAUGCUAACAAUUGCACACAGAAUCCUCUGCAAUGAUUUGUACAGGGAAUCCAAAUCCCUCCUUUUACUUGUCCAACUGUGCAACAAAUAAAAUGGUGAUUCCAGGCUUUCCCCUCGACUACAGGAGAAUUUCCUGGGAUCACAGAACUUCCUAGUUCUUGCAUUUCACAAUGCCAUUUCCAAGACUAAAUACUGCAUAUAAAGCGGAAGUUGAUGAGGACAAGAAUCCUGGUUUCUUAGAGGUUACUAGCGAACUGAGAUAUGAUAGACAAGAGGUGUUGCCCAAAGCUAGCGUUAUAGAAAAGGAAAAUGGAGAGUUAUGUGCUUUUGGUUUGGAUCUGAAAUGAGGAAGAGCAACUUUUGAAUCCCACUUCUGGCUUGACUGUCCCUCAGAGUAAAUAUAACAACAUUUUUCAGAGUAGCAGCUGUGUUAGUCUGUAUCCGCAAAAAGAAAAGGAGUACUUGUGGCAACUUAGAGACUAACAAAUUUAUUUGAGCAUAAGCUUUCGUGAGCUACAGCUCACUUCAUCAGAUGCAUGCAGUGGAAAAUACAGUGGGGAGAUUUUAUAUAAAUAGAGAACAUGAAACAAUGGGUGUUACCAUACACACUGUAACGAGAGUGAUCAGGUCAGGUGAGCUACCAGCAGGAGAGAAAUAUAAUAACAUUAUUAUCCCAACCACAUCUAACCUGGAGAAUCAAAGGAACAUCUGGAAACAAAGCAGAUGCUAGGGUGUUUCUAUGAGAUAGUCCAUGGGGUCAGUGACUGAAACAUCCAUUUUAACCUGCUCUAAUACCUCAUGGUUACCUGCGGGUUUUGAACAGACACCGGUAAGUACUGCUGCAGCAAUAGAACAUGUGCAUUUGGGGAUGUAGCUGUAUGCCAUGAGCUGCAUUAAUCAGCAAAAAAUAUUGACAGCUCAGUGACCCAAGAAGCACCAAAGAAGGGCUGUCAUGCCUUAGAAAUGUACAAACUGGUAUGUCUUGGUGCUGUUAGGAAAUGUAAUGUACAGAGGGAAAAUGUUAGUCCCCUGUAUUAAAUGAGCAUUGUUAUCACUGCAGCCAGUCAAAAAGCUCUAAUCAUAUCCCAAGUCCUAAAAGCCAUUUUAUACUUCAACUAAUUAAAGCCAUUUUUGACCAAACUGAUUUCUUGUCAUCUGCUACAUGUUACAACCAGCAGGAAAGACCCAACUUGUAACGAGAAACGGUUGGCCAAUGAUGUCGCCCACAGAAAGGUGCACUUCCUCUUUUCCCUGCCUUGUUUUCUUGUGUACUUGUGUGUGCAUAUAUACAAAAGCAAGAGACACACAACCGCUCCCAGUCUGUAAGAUGGCCCCCAACAACAUACAGCAGGUUCUAGUAGUGGGUAUGUUGUUAACAGACAACUUCAGUUAAGCUAAGAGCCAGAGUGCAGGAGCCUAAGAUAAAGAGUCUGAAAAAGAGGGAUCAUUAUAGAAAUCUGUUUACCAGUUACCUUCACCAGAAAGUCCACGAACAUCCUGGCUGCUGCUGUAAAUAGAGUUCUGAGAGGAAUAUGAAAAACGCUCCAUGCGAAUAGCUAUUCUCUGACCCUCUCCCUGAGGUCGCACUUAUGUACAUUAGUUGGAUAUUUGGUCAUGUGCUGUAUGUUUAUAGAAAGUUGAGUUUUUUUAUAUACUAAAAACACAGUGAGUGCUGUGCUUAGUUUAAAAAAAACGGGGCAAAUGGUAGAAAUUUGCAUAUUGUGUGUUUUCAAAAUACAUUCCAGAAUCUUUGGGGUGGGAUGGGCUUGUUUUUGUGUGGGGGGGGUGUUUUUUUUUGUGUUUUAAUUUUUUUAAGGUACAUUAAUGUAUGAAAGUCAAAAGGUUUUGUUUUGUUUUUGUUUUGUUUUAUGGAUUGCCAACCUCAGUUCUGCUGAAAAAAAAAGAGAAACUUGGGGGAUGAGGUGGGGAAGCAAAAUGGAGGGAGAGAUGUCCUAAAGGCGAAGCGCUAGGAAGGGUGGAACCGCGGCUCUUGGCAACGGGCAAGCAUUGGACUCACAGGAGCCUGGAGAACGCCUGGCCAGAGUCACUUGAAGUGAAACGAACUGGCCUUGAGCAGACAUUCCAAUCAUGGGGACGCAAGGACACCUGGGAACCCAAACAAAUCCCGCGCUUAAUAAAACAAACCAACUGAAGGACACAUUCAAUGGACAUUCUCUCAGGUUGAUUUUUUCCCAUGCCUGUGAACAUGAUCCUUGUGGGAAAAGAAGUAACGGAUUUGCUCUAUCUCCCCACCCACCGGCACCAUUCCAAGACCAUGCUGGUCACUAUCUCACCAUGUUCUGCAGCUCAGCAGAUUAGCCCCUGUUGCUCAGAGACUUUGUGUAUUUAAUGCUUCUAACCCAUCACCCCUAACACCUCCAUAUACCCAUCUGGGGAAUAUCUACAUAGCACUAUAGAACAUUCCUUAUUCCUAGUAACUGCGGAUAUGUUGCUUCUGUGUUUGACUCAUAGCCAUUUUGCUCCAUGUGUAUGCGUGUGUGUGUGUGAGUGUGUGUGCGUGUGUGUGUGUGUGUGUGUGUAUAUAUAUAAUCGCACCAUAAUUUAUUCAGCUAUAUGGAGUAGUAGAAUAGAAAGAGAAACUGGUAUUUGCUUUAACUACCUGCUGCCUGUAGGUGUCUCUCUGUAACUCAGGCAUAACUGUUAUACAUUAAAAAAAAAAAGAAUUAAAAGUGUCUUUGGAGGAAUUAGUUCAUUCACUUCACUAUGUGUCACACAAUAAAAUGGGUGCUGCA